AAGAGUGUAGUUCGUGGGAAAAGCUACAACGUGGAUAUGCGUGUGAGGCAGCGACACUGGGAUAUAGAGGAGAGAGCACGAGAUGCUGACAGAUUCCUGAUAGAUGUGCAAAAUGGCGCAAGCAAGUUCUACCCCUGCGAGCCACCAAUUGUUGUAGUUCAUGAACAUGAAGAGCUAGCUGUAUGUCUCUUUUCUUCCGAUCGCCUCACGUUGUUUUUAGUAUCGUAAUAUAUUUCAAAGUGAUUAAAUGGCUACCAGAAGGCUCUGCCUUGUUCCAUGCAUUUUUGGAUUGCUCCUCAACGCUUUAGUCGGUGUGACAUCGGGAGCAGAGCUGUCCUUCACGCUGGAGCCCAGUGACAUCAUCGCGGUGCAGGAGCAGCCCCUCAUGCUGCACUGUCAGGUGGACGGCAUCCCACCAAUCACCACGCAGUGGAGGCGGAACGGAGUCCUCCUGGUGGUUGACCAAUACUACACCAUGUUCCACAACGGCACUCUGCUGAUUGGACGCUUCCAGAGGACCAAGUCUGACGGCUCAACUGAUGAAGGGGAUUAUGAGUGCGUGGGCCAGAACUCCUUUGGUCUGGUGGUGAGCCGCAGGGCCAGGGUGCAGGCCGCCACGAUGACGGAGUUCCAUGUCCAGCCGCGGUCAGUGCGUGCGGAGGAGGCGGGCAUGGGGCGGUUCCAGUGCCAGAUUCACGGCCUGCCUGAGCCUGCCAUCAGCUGGGAGAAAGAUGGCCGCUCCGUGGACACUAAGGAUGAGAGGUAUACCCUGCUCCCCACUGGUGUUCUGCAGAUCACAGGUCUGCGUCAGGAGGAUAGUGGUGUGUUUUGCUGUGUGGCCCACAACAGUGCAGGAGUAAAGCACAGUGCCGGGGCUCGCCUCACCGUCUCAGUAUCCCAGUCUUCUGUUUACAAAGAGCCCAUGAUCCUCGUGGGUCCUGAAAACCUCACUCUCACCGUUCACCAGACGGCCAUCUUGGAAUGUGUUGCCACAGGAUAUCCCCGCCCCAUCGUGUCAUGGAGCAGGCUUGAUGGCCGUCCGAUAGGUGUGGAGGGCAUCCAGGUGCUGGGUACAGGGAACCUGAUGAUCACAGAUGUCGGGGUCCAGCACUCUGGCGUCUAUGUCUGCGCUGCCAACAAACCAGGGACCCGUGUACGCAGAACCGCUCAGGGACGUCUGGUGGUCCAAGCCCCAGCAGAGUUUGUGCAGCCUCCCCAGUCCAUCUCCCGGCCGGUGGGCACCACUGCUAUCUUCACCUGCCAGGCGCAGGGCGACCCUGUGCCCCAGCUCACCUGGCUGAAGAACGGGCAGAUCCUGGAGCCUGGAGGGCACGUCAAGCUCAGGAACAACAACACCACGCUGACCAUCUAUGGCAUCAGUCAGGAGGACGAAGCCAUCUACCAGUGCAUCGCUGAGAACAGCGCCGGCUCCACCCAGGCCAGUGCCCGCCUCACCGUGCUGUGGGCAGACGGCCUGCCAGGGAUGCCCAGUGUGGUGCGGGCCGAGGCCCUCUCACCCAACGCCAUCCAGGUGUCCUGGAAGGAGUCCGCCCAGGACACUCAGGAGAUCAUCGGCUACGUGCUCCACAUCCGUAGGACCACAGACCCUGUGGAGAUGGAGUACCAGGAAGCCGUCAGUAAGGUGACUCUACAGCAGGUCGUGGGUGAUCUGGAGCCCUCCACCGGCUACACCUUCUAUGUGAAGGCUUACACGUCCCGCGGAGCCAGCAAGCCCUCCGAGAGCGCCACCGAGAGCACGCUGGGCGAAGUGCCAGCACCCCCGUCACUGUUCAUUAAAUUGGUGAACAGCAGUGUGGUGCAGGCGGUGUGGGAGCCAUCCUCUAAGAUGGGCCAACAUGAGGGCUUCAGGCUGUACUACAGGAGGGUCCACACCCCCCUCUUCACCGGACCACUCACCUUCACCCGCAACGUCACCCAGUACAACAUCACCCAGCUGGAUCCAACCCUGGUGUAUGAGAUUAAGGUUCUGGCCUUCAACCAACACGGAGACGGCAACGCCACCAUGCGCUUCGUCUCACUGAAGGAGGCUGUGGAGAAAUCAGUGCUGAACACCCCCUGUGACUGUGUGAAAGAUGAACAGAGCAAGACCUCUACAACCGGAAUCAUCAUCGGCAUCCAUAUAGGAGUCACCUGCAUCGUAUUCUGCAUGCUCUUCCUCAUGUUCAGCUACAGGGGGAGGUUGAUGACGUGCAAGACAGUGCAGGCCACCCCCCAGGCCGGGCGUAACAUUGCCCUGGAGUUGUCCUCCACCUCCCAGGGGGCCCUGGCCUUAAACGGGGUGAGCAGAUCAGGCAUGGAAGGGAACGGCAGUCUUGCUGGGAAGAGCAGGGGAGACAGCAACGAGCUGGAGAGACUCUUCUCAGGCCCUUCCCACUGUGGAGACCUAGCAGACAGUUCACGCAUGUUGGAUAGAUCCCUGGUGUCCUGUGCGCUGGACGAGACCCAGUUGUCCACUCUGCCGCUGGUUGACUUCAGCCUUGUGGUGGACAGAGAGACGCAGUUCCAGAGGCCUCCAGCAGAGGGCCGGGCGGUCAGUGACAGGGCUGUGGCCGGGGUCACCCAGCAGAACCAGACCUGAUAGAAGCAUGAACUGAAGUCUGUGACACGGUCACAGUGUCACCUCAGACUCGUAUCACACUCAGGUCGACCGAAGUAUUUCUUUUCCUAUUAGUUUUUCUUUGUGCAAAGAAUUGUAUUAUUGGUAAGUUAAAUAAGUCGCCUCUGGAAAAGUUAUAGGGUCUUGGACUCAUCUUGGAGGUGUCCCCGGCCUAGGUUUUUGGUGCGCUUUUGUGAUGGACAGCUAGGUUUUAGCUUUGGCAGGUGAAUUAAGUGUUCUUGUUUUUUUUUUUUACUUCCUUCAUUUUCUGGUUGCCGGCAGCACACAGAAUAGAUAUCCAGAAUGUCUUUGUUAUACACUCAUCAUUUUAUCUCCGAGUCGAAUAUGUUUUUAUUCCUCUACUAUCUCACAAAAUGGUUCUAAUUUAUUGGUCUUAUUUCUACUAUUUCUUUCAAUGUCAAAGACUGCUGCCUCCUCUCAGCCUAGCAAGGAUUCCACAAACGCAUCCAACAAAGACUUAAGGCCUUCUUCCAGUGAUUUCAUAUAUUCUCUGUCUCAGGACUUUUAUUUUCAGUGAUAUCAAUGUUUUUUUUAUUAGUUCUCGGCCUUCAUACAGGUUCUUAACUUGGCUCUGUGAACCUUAGGAUUCAACAAAAACCUACCUCAGCCGGAAUGAAUGUGACGUGGGAAACCUUUUGGAUCCGUCUUUUCCCCCUGCGUUCAGUUACUUUUACAUGUAGAGCGAUCGGUUCGUAAAACACGAGAACAGGUGCCACGCUACCUCAGAUGUCAAGAACCGCCGCUCUCCUGCUUGUCGAAGCGAGGGGGAAAAAAGAAGAAGAAAAAUCAAACGGAAAGCACUUCAAAACGCUGAAGUCCACGUUCUACCUCAAGAUAACAAUGUUGUAGUUGUUCUUUCUUUCAUAAUGAAACAUGUACUUCUGUUGUGAGAGCUCCUGGCUUCCCUCUGUCGAUGAAUUGCUGUUUGUGGAUAUGUCAGUACCUCGUGCAAGUUGACAGAUGAUAUUGUUGUAAGAAUUCUACUUGUAAAAGACAUUUUUCAUAGUUUUCCAUCGUGUUUGCGUGAGAUAUUUUCUCUUUGUUUUAUUUGAAUCUUAGUUGCUUCUGUUGAUUGAAAAGACUGUUAGCGAUGCACUAAUCAUUUCAGGACAGUUUUACUGCUAUGUGAGAACUGCUGCAGAUAUUCCAUUGGGCAGGUGAGGUUUUAGUUACAUUUACACUUGAUUGAGACAUACAUCAUAUGUGUAUUUAUGAAUGAUUGCAGGAUGGAAUUGUGCGUGCGUGCGUGCGUGUGUGUGUGUGUGUGUGCGGUAUAUGUGGUAUAUGUGAUGUAUUUAGAUAAAUAAGCACAAAUGUAUCAACAUGUCAUUGUAGGCGUUGACAACCACAAAUAUUAAUGUAUCUGAUAUGAUCCCAGGUAAUUGGCUUUUCAAUUGGCAAUAGUGUUGUUCUAAUCUGAUUUUUUGGGCUCUGCUUGUCACUCACUCCGAGCUGUGGCACAGUGCACUCCUCUUGUUAUAGUUCAUCAAUUCAAAUCAAUUGUCUUCUGUCGUAAUAGCCAAGACUUCUCGAGCCUGUCCAUCCCAGAUCCCUCACUCCAUCCCUCCUCCACACUGGCAAAUUAAAGUGCUUCAGGAAAACCUUUAUCACAGUGCUGCAUGCAAAUCCAGAGGGAGAUGGUUUUAACAGGUAUUAACUCACAGGUCUGAGUUCAGCGUGCUCAUGCUGUCAUCUCCCUGAGCAAACACACAGUCAACUUGAUGUUAUCAGACUUGGAUCUGAUCCAGGGUCAGAUCUGGGAGUGCCACCACCAAUGCUCCACCUGUUCCUCCAGAACCAUGCUCUCUGGAGCUGGAGCUUCCCUGAGGCAGAGCCAACCUGAGCCAGGCCAGUACUCUUACGGUAGCCUGGGUUAGGGCCGCUGUCCGACGGACACCCUGUCUUCUCCCUGGCUCUCUCUACUGUAGAGAUAGAUCACAUUUGAACUCUCACGUAAUGGCCUAUAGCAGUAUUACUCUGGUAACCUACCUCAACCCCGACACGACUGUCCUGCUCUCAGGUUGCUCCCUCUCACACUCUGACCGAAACUUCUAUAUGUACAUAAAUAUAGACCUCACACACAUAAUGACACACACACUCCUCGGGAAGGGAGGAUGUCUUCAGGGCCUUGUGGUACAUUUACAUUUACAUUUAAGUCAUUUAGCAGACGCUCUUAUCCAGAGCGACUUACAAAUUGGUAGUGCAGUUGUGUGAUAGAAAAACGUUAUGCUUAGCUUUUCAUCUUUAUGCUUAGCUUUUGUGGAUGUGAAUGUAUCACAAUUAUUUUUAUUACAUUUUUGUUGUAUUAGAAGCUUUUACGUUUUUGUUUUUUCACUCAGCCUUGAAUGUCUUUGAACAUGUGUCUGUUAUAGACUAAUAAACGAGGGCAUCAAACACUCACUGCAAACUGUAGUACAGCUACUCGGUAUAAACUGUAGUACAGCUACUCACUGCAGACUGUAGUACAGCUACUCACUGCAGACUGUAGUACAGCUACUCAGUAUAAACUGUAGUACAGCUACUCGGUAUAAACUGUAGUACAGCUACUCACUGCAGACUGUAGUACAGCUACUCACUGCAGACUGUAGUACAGCUACUCGAUAUAAACUGUAGUACGGCUACUCACUGCAAACUGUAGUACAGCUACUCAGUAUAAACUGUAGUACAGCUACUCACUGCAGACUGUAGUACAGCUACUCACUGCAGACUGUAGUACAGCUACUCAGUAUAAACUGUAGUACGGCUACUCACUGCAGACUGUAGUACAGCUACUCACUGCAGACUGUAGUACAGCUACUCAGUAUAAACUGUAGUACAGCUACUCAGUAUAAACUGUAGUACAGCUACUCACUGCAGACUGUAGUACAGCUACUCAGUAUAAACUGUAGUACAGCUACUCACUGCAGACUGUAGUACAGCUACUCAGUAUAAACUGUAGUACAGCUACUCAGUAUAAACUGUAGUACGGCUACUCAGUAUAAACUGUAGUACAGCUACUCAGUAUAAACUGUUGUACGGCUACUCAGUAUAAACUGUAGUACAGCUACUCAGUAUAAACUGUAGUACGGCUACUCAGUAUAAACUGUAGUACAGCUACUCAGUAUAAACUGUUGUACGGCUACUCAGUAUAAACUGUAGUACAGCUACUCAGUAUAAACUGUAGUACGGCUACUCAGUAUAAACUGUAGUACAGCUACUCAGUAUAAACUGUAGUACGGCUACUCAGUAUAAACUGUAGUACAGCUACUCAGUAUAAACUGUAGUACAGCUACUCAGUAUAAACUGUAGUACGGCUACUCAGUAUAAACUGUAGUACGGCUACUCAGUAUAAACUGUAGUACGGCUACUCAGUAUAAACUGUAGUACAGCUACUCAGUAUAAACUGUAGUACAGCUACUCAGUAUAAACUGUAGUACGGCUACUCAGUAUAAACUGUAGUACAGCUACUCAGUAUAAACUGUAGUACGGCUACUCAGUAUAAACUGUAGUACAGCUACUCAGUAUAAACUGUAGUACAGCUACUCAGUAUAAACUGUAGUACGGCUACUCAGUAUAAACUGUAGUACGGCUACUCAGUAUAAACUGUAGUACGGCUACUCAGUAUAAACUGUAGUACAGCUACUACUCUUUUACUCCCAGAACCCUCCUCACAGAUGAUGUGCAGCAACAGGUGUUUGUAAAUACAGAUAAUGAACAGUCUCACCCCUGAUUUAUUGCAAGGGGUUUCUGCAGUUAUCAUACUCAAAUUGUGUUAAUAAUUGGAGUAACUCUAUUAGAUAUGAAAUACUGUACCCUUGAUAUAAAACAUCUCCUGUAAAGACACACACAUAUUCCUACCUUCCUAGGCUGCAGUCAUCGAUUGAAUUGUAGUCAUUUGUUGGUCCAAUAUGUUUGAGUUAGAUCGUUUAGAGCAGCCAGUGCUCUCAUCCCUUUGUAGUUGGCUGAUUAGAGGAAGUGUGUGCAGCGCUUGGUCCAUUCUAGAUUUGACAUGGUAACGACCCUAGCCUGAAACGGACUGGUUAAAUAAAUGGGAUGUCUGUGUUAAACCCGGGCUGUAGAACUGUGUUUCUGUUAGACUAUCUAGUGUACAGUUGUAAUGCACAUUACAUUCCAGAGACUGUGUGUCAGUGGGUGCUCCUCCGGCAGAGGGUUUUUAUUGUACGAUGCAGUAGAAGUCGUUGUUGUUAAUGCUUUGCAUUGUUGCCGAAAACGUGGAACCAGAACUCGCCUGCAGUAAUUCUGUACAUUGUGUUUGUUUGUUUCUUCACCGUGCGUUUCUUAAAUUGUCUCGCGGGUCUUCAUUUAUUGUAUUGUUAUUGUACAUGAUGGUAGAGUUACAUUGCAAGUCUUAGUAAACCAUAACGAUAGUUGUCAAACUAGCAGAAAGAAAUGCCUCAGAAAUGUUACACGUGUAUUUAUGAACUGUUGAUGCAAUGUUCUCUCAUGUGCGUCUUUAAAAGCGUAAAAGAUGUGGAGGGGAGGAGGGGUCUCUCCAGAUAAACCAGAGGUACUUUUUCUUUAUAAUUUACGGUUAAUUUCCGAUGCUGGAAAUUGCCAACAUCUCAUCCCUGAUUUGACAGGUUUUAGUACCAUACAGUGCACAACUUAUUUACCCUUCACCCAGAAUGCCGAGCUGUAAAUUGAGGCAUCAUGUUUACAUGAUUGAUAUGAUCAUGAUUCUCCCAGUGCUUUACACUCCUAUAGAUCAAUGUUAAGAGCUUCCCUCUGUGAUCAACUGCUGAAGCUGCUCUAGUCUAUUCUGACUUAUUACCACUCCAUUGGCUGGUGAGAUGAGAUUCUCCCGCUAUCUAUUCUCAGCCCUGCUUCUUCCUCUCGUGAGAUUCCUGUCCGUUGAGUGUGUUUCUCUGGACAAAGAGAGAGUGGGCUGACUGUGCUCAGGGAACGUCUAUCUAAUCCUUAUGUUGUAUUUGUCACAGCGGAACAUGGACUGGGCGCUCCACUAUGAGAGUCCAUGUUAUUUAGUACAAUCUUCCUCUCACAGUGCUCUGACUGUGCUCUAUUCAACCAGUUUAGGGGAAGGGAUUGCCUUUUUUGUUUUUCGACUAGGCAAAUAAUCAAGGAGAUAAUCUGUCCACUGUCACACAUACUGAGCAGAUAAUGGUAAUCCUCCAUGCAUGAAGAUGUGUAGCCUCAGUGAGCCACGUAUAUAGGGAUUCAUAAAUGAAGUUCACAACC
Messenger RNA from Oncorhynchus keta (chum salmon), 7834 nucleotides. RefSeq names its product immunoglobulin superfamily DCC subclass member 3-like. Gene Ontology annotation, molecular function: protein binding. NCBI's taxonomy places the organism in Eukaryota, Metazoa, Chordata, Actinopteri, Salmoniformes, Salmonidae. The coding region runs from base 248 to 2599 and encodes 783 amino acids. The record is from RefSeq and is a predicted model, not a curated record. Gene Ontology annotation, biological process: cell-cell adhesion; axon guidance. The transcript is spliced from 14 exons. Gene Ontology annotation, cellular component: plasma membrane; axon.